CACCCUGCUGCAUCUACUGACCUGAUAAACUCCUGCUAACAAAAGACCAGGAAAACAGACUUUAUCAAAGAUGAGCAGCGCUGGGCAGUUUGAGCACGUGGCACACAUGAAUGUGUUUGAAAGCAGUUCCAUGCAACUCAGUAUCCCUGUGAAGUUGUGUCCUGUGAAGAUGCCCUUUGAAGACACAAAAUGCAUGAAAACAGGGUUUGGAGAGAACACAAAAUGCCACGUGAACAAUGCCGAACAUAAAAAGCACAAGAAAAAAAAUGAUGCUUCUAAGAUUUUGGAUGAAGUGAAAUUAGACCUACGUCUCAGUGAAUGCUUCGAGAGCGCUGAGUCGGAAGAUGAAGAAUUUAGUCAUGAGAGAACAAAAGCCAAAACUUCAGCUACAAGAAGAGGGAGAAAACAACUACCAGAAAAUCAACGAGAGCCAAGGUUGCCAUACAUGCAGGAGGAUGCAGACAAGGAGGAAUGGAGAAGGGCCCAGAGAACAAUCGAAGAGUUUUUGGAUCUUCCAGCAACAGUUUCAGGAUUUGCAUUUAGGAAACCCCAGGAAUCAAUCACUUGCAAGAGUACCCCUGCAGCACAAAAUGACCACUUACCGCAGAAUCCAGCUGCAAUACCAAAUACCAGGCACAAUGCAAUAUUCUUAAGAGGACUUAGCAAAGUCUCACAACAUUGUCAACCAAGGCAGCAACAUUUAGAUAUAGAGACAUUUGGUUCCACUGGUCAGUACAUGGCUGGUCAUCAUGAGAAUGGAAAUGACAUUAAAGAUCGGUCUCUGGAACCGCAGAUUUUAACCAAACCGAAGAAUUCCAAGAAAAGAGAAAACCAAUAUCUGGGCAAGCAGCUAAGAAAAAAUAAAAAUUCUGAAGUCUUGGAAGAGGAAAAUACACACCUGGACACCAAUGUAGUAUUAGAACAACAACAACAUUUGGAAAUCAAGAAAAGAGAUAAGCAAAAUCUGGGUAUUGUUCAAGAAGAAAAUCAUCAUCUGGACACUCAACAAGGAAAAAGCCAACAGUUAGACACUAAGAAAGGAAAAUACAAACAAGAACCACAGUUGAACCCUAAGAAUGGAGAUGAGCAAAAUCCGGAUACACCUCAAAGACAAGAACAACAUCUGGACAGUCCACAAAGAGAAAAGCAAGACUGGAUCACUCAACAAGAAGACCAUCUUAGAGCUAAGAAAAGCAGUAACUAUUAAUAAUUAGACUGAUCUUAAUGUAAAAAGAUCUUUUAAUAAUUCUGAUAGAGCAAACCAUUUUAAAAAAAGGGUUAAAUUGACUUUUAUAAUCAAAUAUGCCUGUUCUCUUGUUGAAAUGCAGAGCCUUUCUAUAAGAAGUAGGUUCAGAAGUGUGCAUGUGACUUAAACACUAUUUAUUAUUUUUUUUAUUAAACUAGAUGUUGACAUUGUUACAAGCAAUGCUGCCAUAAAGUGCUCAAGACACGUGCACACUCCUGAACCUACCUAAGAAUUGUCUCAAGUGAAGAAGCUAUGUUUUAACAAAGGAUACCAAGAGAGAAAGGGGUUUGUUUUUUAUUUUAUUAUCUGCAAGUACUUUUUACAAUGACUGGGAAGUGAACACAAACAAAAGUUAAUUAAUUUCCUAAACUACAUAAUAAAUGACAAAAAGAACACAUCUACAACAUCUGGACAUAAAAGAACAAAAACAAAAAGAAAAUGAAUAAAAUAUCUAGAGAUAGUAAAGAGGAAACAGCCAGGACAUGAACAUCUGGAUGUCUAUGAAGGAAAACUACAUGCUUGGCCGCUCAGCAUUCCAACUCUGAUGUUACCAACUCACCAGAUGUUUCAAUAACCAUGAUGCCAACAAAUUCCAAUAAUUUAGACCCAUCAAUAUGUAACUAGUUCUAUCACAAGUGCUGAUACUUGUUUAAAACUAUAAACGUACAUUUAAAUAUAUAUACCCAUUGAUAUAAAGGUUUAAAUUUGUAUUUUAUGAAAACACUUGUGUAGUUAUAGUACCAUCCAUGAACAUGAACUAAAUAAUACGUACUCUCAAUAUA
This is a messenger RNA of Bombina bombina (fire-bellied toad), 2028 nucleotides long. RefSeq lists its product as uncharacterized. The transcript has 8 exons. The record is from RefSeq and is a predicted model, not a curated record. The coding region runs from base 71 to 1207 and encodes 378 amino acids. NCBI's taxonomy places the organism in Eukaryota, Metazoa, Chordata, Amphibia, Anura, Bombinatoridae.